AUGUCCUCCGAAAACUACUCUAUUGCGUGGGAUUUGCUGCAGAAAAAAUACGAGCACAAAAAGCUCAUCGUGAAGGCUCAUCUUGACGCGUUGGUUGCUUUAGAACCGAUGAAAAAGGAGAGUUACAAUGCGUUGAAUCACCUCAUCAGCGAGUUUGACCGAAACCUUCAAAUGCUGGACAAAAUCGGGGAGAACACUGCACAGUGGAGUACCGUUUUGGUGCACAUGGUGUGUUCCAGAUUAGAUCCUGCCACUAUCCGUCACUGGGAAAAUCAUCACAAGUCCAAAGAGGUGCCCAAAUACACGGAUUUGGUCGAGUUCUUAAGAAGCCAGUGCUCGAUUCUCCAGGCGGUCAAAUCCAACAACCCUGAGGUGAAGAAGCAGAAGUUUACAACAGGUCACGCGUUUGUGCAGGCGAAGCAACAACAUCAGCAACAACAGCGUAGGUGUCCGUUCUGUAAGGAGUAUCCCCAUUCAGCUUUUAGGUGCCAGAAGUUACAGCAAAUGACUGUCCAAGAACGUUACGAAGCAGUCAAGCGAAACGGGCUGUGCUUAAACUGUUUGUCGCCGUUGCAUCUGAUUCGGAACUGUACCAGUGGGAGCUGCAGGCAUUGUCGCCCCUCCCCCUCGAACGCAAUUGCAUUAUCAACUACAACCGAACAACCAUACCGCCAAGUUCUGCUCUCAACGGCCGUAGUGCGUCUUACUGAUCGCUACGGAAACACUCAAUACGCGAGAGCCCUGCUGGACUCUUGCUCGGAAUACUGUUUCAUCACGACGAACCUUGCCCAAAAGUUGAAGCUGGUCGAAGCUGCCAGCUGCCUGUCUGUCGCAGGCAUCGGAGGUUCGGUGGUACAGUCAACGAAGGUGGUAGAAGCAACAGUUUUCCCGCGAUCUCUGCGUAUCUCGCCGUACUCGGAGAACAUUCAGCUGCACGUGCUGCCGAAGCUCACGUCUAGACUUCCAACUGAGAAGAUCAACGUGCAACAGCUGAACAUUCCAGAUGAUCUCAUGCUCGCGGACCCCGAGUUUUACAAGCCUGGUCCGAUUGACAUCAUCUUAGGCGCAGAGUUCUACUACGAUCUACUGGCAGAUGGAAGAUUGAAGCUCUCAGACGAAGGACCCACACUUCAGCAUACCGUGCUAGGUUGGGUAGUUUCCGGCAGGAUUCCCAGCAGCUACAGCAACAUUCCGAAAAUGCUUGCGUAUUCCUGUCACAACGUCGACCUACGAGAGCUAGUCAGCAGAUUUUGGGAGUUGGAGUCUUGCAACACCCGGAGCGCACACUCCGUAGAGGAGUCGAUGUGCGAGGAGAUUUUUGCGAAAACAACAGUUCGAGAUGCAGAAGGCAGAUUUGUAGUUCAGCUGCCGAAGAAGGAUUACGUGAUGGAAAGAUUAGGAGACUCCAAGGACAUCGCCCUGAAACGGUUGGAAGGCAUGGAACGUCGGUUCGCAGUGAACAGCACGCUAAAAACACUGUACACCGAGUUCAUUCAGGAAUAUCUAGCCAUGGGACACAUGGUGGAAGUGCCAGAGGAUGAUACUGCUCAGCGCACGUACUUUCUACCUCACCACGCCGUAUUAAGACCGGAGAGCACAACAACAAAACUCAGAGUCGUCUUUGACGCCUCUUGCCGCACAAUUACGGGUGUUUCGCUGAACGACGGACUGAUGGUUGGACCAGUCGUCCAGGACGAUCUGUUGCCGAUCAUUCUACGGUUCCGUUGCUGGAAGUACGCGCUGGUUGCGGAUGUAGCGAAAAUGUAUCGUAUGGUGCCGAUGGACGAAGCAGAUCAACCUCUUCAACGGAUUUGGUGGCGUGACAACCCUAGCGAUCCAGCCAAGGCCUACCAGUUGACCACAGUAACCUAUGGCACUGCGUCGGCGCCUUACUUGGCCACCAAAUGUCUCCAGCAGCUAUCCGUAAUCGGACAAGAAAGCCAUCCCUUGGCGGCGAAAGUCGUUGGGAGAGAUUUUUAUGUUGAUGAUCUUCUGUCGGGAGCAGCAACCAUCGACAAUGGAAUAGCGCUCGUCGAGGAACUUGUGGAUCUUCUGGACACGGUGGGUUUUACCCUACGAAAGUGGACUUCGAACAGUUCAGAGAUUUUGGAAACCAUUCCGCCAGAGCUUAGGGAUGAACGGAACAUCUUGGAGUUGGAUUCAUCUUCGUCGUUCGUCAAAACUCUAGGAUUGAUUUGGGAGCCCAGCACGGACAGCUUCAGAUUCAAGGCACCGAAGUGGAAAUCGGAAUCGCCAAUCACCAAGAAGGUGGUUCUCUCGGACACCGCGAGCAUUUUUGAUCCAGUUGGACUCAUCGGACCUGUUGUCGUGCAGGCUAAAAUAUUCAUCCAGAAGCUUUGGCAGGAGAAGUACGGUUGGGAUCAAACCCUGGCAGAGGACCAUCGAAACUACUGGUUGGAAUAUCGUCGGAAUCUGAUGGCGUUGGAUACACUCCGUAUUCCUCGUUGGAUUGGUUUAGGUGGAUGCUUGGCAAGCGUACAGUUUCACGGUUUCUGUGAUGCUUCACAACAAGCUUACGGAGCUUGUCUGUACCUGCGAGCAGUUCAGGUCGACGGACUGAUCACGCUGCACUUGAUCACGUCGAAGUCCAGAGUUGCGCCUCUUGAAGACCUAGCUCGAAAGAAGAAGAAGCGUGACAUCACUCUACUCGAACUAUCAGCAGCACUACUGCUCUGUCAUCUCUAUGACCUGGUCCGUCGUAGCAUUCAGCAGGAAAUUCAAGCAUUUUUCUGGACGGACUCGAUGAUAGUGCUAUGUUGGUUAGCUUCACUUCCGUCCCGCUGGAAACCGUUUGUCGCUAACAGGGUCUCGGAGAUCCAACAUGUCACCGUAGACGGCGUGUGGUCUCACAUCGCCGGAGUAGACAAUCCCGCUGAUAUCAUUUCACGUGGUUGUACCCCGGCCGAGUUGCUGUACAAGCCAGAAUGGUACGGUCGUCUGCAAUAUCUACUUUUGGAACAAGAACAGUGGCCAAAGCUCGGCAAUCGCGCACCAGAAUCAGAACUCGCUUUGAAGGAGGAGAGAUCUACAGUUUCGUUGCCCGCUCGAGCUCGUCCACCGAACGAACUCUUUUCUCUGCGUUCCAACUACCACGAGCUCAUCCGUCUGGUCGCGUGGGUUCGACGCUUUGCGCAUAACGCCAGACAUACAAAUCGAGAUUGCCGGAGAACUGGAGAAUUGUCGCACGUGGAGCUACGAGAAGCAUUGACGUUUUUGAUUCGGGUGGCCCAAACAGAAGGUUUUCCCGAAGAAAUAGCGGAUUUGACCAAGAAGAAGCCGAUUCAACCCUCGUCGAAGCUGCUUGCGCUCAACCCUCGGCUGAUAGAUGGAGUAAUGCGCGUCGGCGGCCGGCUGAUGAACGCACCAGUUCCUGAAAGUCGCAAGCACCCGAUCAUCCUGCAUCAUCAGCACCCAUUCACCAAGAUCGUGAUGUCGUACUACCAUUGGAUGCUAUAUCACGCCGGUCAGCAGCUGCUGAUCGCCGCAGUACGAGGGAAGUAUUGGCCAACAAACAUUCGAAGUCUGGCUCGCCAGACGAUCCAUCGGUGCGUAGACUGCUUCAAGGCCAAGCCACGUGUGCACGAGCAGCUCAUGGCUGACUUGCCGUCGGUACGCGUCUGUCCUGCAGCAGCUUUUCAGAAGGUCGGAGUAGACUUUUGCGGACCGUUCUACAUCCGAUACCCAAUUCGGCGCAGUGUACCGGUCAAGUGCUUUGUGGCAAUUUUUGUCUGUUUGGUCACGAAGGCGGUUCACAUGGAAGUAGUAGCAGAUUUGUCAACCCAGGCGUUCCUGGCCGCGUUCAAGCGUUUCGUGGCCAUCCGAGGAAAAUCACAGCUUGUCAUGUGUGACAACGCUACCAACUUUGUAGGAGCAAAUCGAGAACUGCAGAAGCUACUUCAACAGUUGCUCGAUCAGCUUGCACAGCACACAAUAGUACGCACCGCAGAGGAAGAUGGGAUAGAAUUCAAGUUCAUUCCGCCCCGCUCCCCCAACUUUGGUGGGUUGUGGGAGGCGGCGGUAAAAUCAUUCAAGGCACAUUUCCGCAAAACGAUAGGCAGCAGAACGUUGACGUACGACGAGUUGCACACCGUAGUCCAGCAAAUAGCAGCAAUUCUCAACUCGCGUCCAUUAACUCCGCUGAGUAACGAUCCGGACGAUUUCGACGCUUUAACGCCCGGACACUUUUUGACUGGACGGCCGCUCGCUGCUGUUCCAGAGCCCGAUCUUCAAGAGAUACCAGAGAAUCGUCUAGCGCUGUGGCAGAGAACUCAAGCGUUUGUACAGCAGAUUUGGAGAAAGUGGAAAACUGAGUACCUGUCGAACCUGCAGAACUGA
Messenger RNA from Culex quinquefasciatus (southern house mosquito), 4356 nucleotides. RefSeq lists its product as uncharacterized. The transcript is spliced from 3 exons. The record is from RefSeq and is a predicted model, not a curated record. Gene Ontology annotation, molecular function: nucleic acid binding. Gene Ontology annotation, biological process: DNA integration. Lineage: Eukaryota; Metazoa; Arthropoda; Insecta; Diptera; Culicidae. Bases 1 to 4356 code for a protein of 1451 amino acids.